UCUAGCAAAGCCAUGUCUCAGCAUCUUCGAGAAGAACCCGUGACGACUAACUUACAUCACAUUUAUUGUAAAAUAUUGUAAAACAUCUUGUUUCAGUUCCCUGUCAGAGAUGGGCGAGAUCAGUGAAGCGUCCUUGCUGGAUUAUAUCUGUUCCUCUGGAGGAAAAGUCAAAAAUUCUGAUCUGUCCAAAGCAUAUAAGCAUUUUAUAAACCAUAGCGAUUUGCAGCUACGUGCCAAAUACAGAGAAGAGUUCAAACUCGUCAUUGAUAGAAUUGCAGUGGGGAAAUCUGAAAAUGGGGAGAAAUAUCUUGUCCUCAAGAAGAAGUAUAGACCGCAAAUGCAAGAUCAAGAGCCUGGCUCUGGAAAGGAAGGACAAUCAAUCAAGCAGUUUCAUCCAAACACACAAAAUGAUCUCCAGGUCUCCAAUCCAGGGCAGAACCGUAACCCAACAGCUCAGAAACCAGCACUGGUGGGCUGGUGCUCAGGACCCACGAUUACAGUCACAGAGGCAACAGAACCGACCUAUACAGAUAAUCAGGCCGACAGCACCCUCUCACCGCCAGACGAGGAGAAACCAGACGAGCUUUCAGCUUCAGACAGAGAAGAUGAACUUGACAAGGAUUCAGGGUCAAAGAGUGAAUCCGAGCAGGAUGAGGAGUGUGGAGGCAGUUUGGGAUCCACCCCUGUGGCUCUGGAUCCUCUUGAGAAAGAGUGGAUCUUCUCAGCAGCAAGUGGCAAACUGUCUCACCUUACUCACCUCCUGAAACAAGACUCUUCCCUGGCCAAUAAAAAGGACUUCACCUCAGUAAGUUUGCAACCAAUCAUGCAACACUCCGCUUAUAGUACAAGUUAUAAGUUUGGAGAUGUAUGACUGAAUUAAUAUUUCUGAUAAUUAUUAAAAAC
Messenger RNA from Carassius auratus (goldfish), 903 nucleotides. Its product is annotated as ankyrin repeat domain-containing protein SOWAHC-like. Lineage: Eukaryota; Metazoa; Chordata; Actinopteri; Cypriniformes; Cyprinidae. The transcript has 7 exons. The record is from RefSeq and is a predicted model, not a curated record. The coding region runs from base 110 to 871 and encodes 253 amino acids.